Messenger RNA from Cooperia oncophora, 435 nucleotides. The record is from the annotation of a GenBank genome assembly. Lineage: Eukaryota; Metazoa; Nematoda; Chromadorea; Rhabditida; Trichostrongylidae.
AUGACCGCAUUUUUUAGAUAUUAUUGUUUCAGGGACGUGUAUCACUUGUCCACUGGAAGUAGUAAAAACGAGGAUGCAGUCAAGCAAAGGAAUUACACCAGCCAUCGCUCCGGUACUUCUCCACCUUCAAUAUCUCGUAGUACGACUGCUCCUAAGGGACCAAUGUCGUCAACAUAUAAACAUUUUCUUGAAAGCAACCGCCGCUUGGGUACUGAUGUUCUGGGAGGAUUAGUUGGAAAAGGCGACAUCAGCCGCCAUGGUAUGUCGCUGGACUUGUCGCGAUUCGUACAGUCACAAGUACAAGAUUCAUCAAACACUCCACGAAGACGAUUAAAUAUAUUGCGUUAUUUCUCGCAAAUUGUAAAGAAUGAAGGGAUCGGCGGACUGUACAAGGGUUUAUUGCCGAAUCUCGUCGGUGUCGCUCCAUCGAAGUAA